Molecule: messenger RNA, 1983 nt
Organism: Spinacia oleracea (spinach)
Lineage: Eukaryota; Viridiplantae; Streptophyta; Magnoliopsida; Caryophyllales; Amaranthaceae
Product: phospho-2-dehydro-3-deoxyheptonate aldolase 2, chloroplastic
Exons: 5
Coding region: 184-1722 (512 amino acids)
Biological process (GO): aromatic amino acid biosynthetic process
Molecular function (GO): 3-deoxy-7-phosphoheptulonate synthase activity
Source: RefSeq, a predicted model, not a curated record
CACCUACCCUUAUUUGUAGACUAUAAAUAAAACGAAUAUUAUCUCUCCUACAAAAUAGCGAGGACUACUUUCAAUUAGCCUAUCUAAUCUAGUUCAUAUUCAACCCUCGCCAUCUUCUCCUCUCAAACAAAAUCUCCCAUCCUUCAAAAAAACAAAAACAGAGGAACCCAGAAACCCAGAAACAUGGCUCUGACAACAAGCACUUCAUCUCUCCCAUCAAAAUUCCUCUUCCAAACAUCACCCCAAUUCAAUUCUCCCAAACCCCAUCAACCCACUUUCUCUCUCCCCAAAAUCCGAGCCUCUUCUUCCUCCAAAUCUCCCUCAACAACCACCACAACCACCAAACCGAAAUGGUCAAUCGACAGUUGGAAAUCAAAGAAGGCCCUUCAACAACCCGAUUACCCGAACCCGAACGAGGUCGAUUCGGUUCUCCAGACCCUUGAAUCGUUCCCCCCGAUCGUAUUCGCUGGUGAGGCUCGGAGCCUUGAGGACAGGAUUGGUCAAGCUGCUAUGGGAAACGCGUUUUUAUUACAAGGUGGGGAUUGUGCUGAGAGUUUCAAGGAGUUUAGUGCUAAUAAUAUUAGGGAUACUUUCAGGGUUCUUCUUCAAAUGAGUGUUGUUCUUAUGUUUGGUGGUCAGAUGCCUGUUGUUAAGGUGGGAAGAAUGGCUGGUCAAUUUGCAAAGCCAAGAUCAGAUGGGUUUGAGGAGAAGAAUGGAGUGAAAUUACCAAGCUACAGGGGUGACAACAUCAAUGGUGAUGUUUUUGAGGAAAAGGCAAGGAUUCCAGAUCCUAAUAGGAUGAUUAGAGCGUACACGCAAUCAGUGGCAACUUUGAACCUUCUUAGAGCCUUUGCUACUGGAGGGUAUGCUGCCAUGCAACGCGUCACACAUUGGAAUCUUGAUUUCACGGACCACAGUGAGCAAGGGGACAGGUACCGUGAACUGGCACAUCGAGUUGAUGAAGCUCUUGGCUUCAUGUCUGCCGCUGGACUUCCCCUUGAUCACCCAAUCAUGACAACAACAGAGUUCUGGACAUCACAUGAGUGCUUGCUCUUGCCAUAUGAACAAGCUCUUACUAGAGAAGAUUCAACUUCUGGCUUGUUCUAUGAUUGUUCUGCUCAUAUGGUUUGGGUAGGGGAGCGUACGCGACAACUUGAUUGUGCUCAUGUUGAAUUCUUGAGAGGAGUUGCUAACCCUCUUGGCAUUAAGGUGAGUGAUAAGAUGGAUCCUAAUGAGCUAGUUAAGCUCAUUGACAUUCUAAACCCUCAAAACAAGCCCGGGAGGAUUACAGUGAUUACCAGGAUGGGAGCUGAGAAUAUGAGGGUAAAGUUUCCACAUCUUAUAAGGGCAGUUCGUCGUGCUGGUCAAAUUGUAACUUGGGUUAGUGAUCCAAUGCACGGGAACACCAUCAAGGCUCCUUCUGGUCUCAAAACCCGCUCCUUUGAUUCUAUUAGGGCUGAACUCGGAGCAUUCUUUGAUGUUCAUGAUCAAGAAGGAAGCUAUCCUGGAGGAGUCCAUCUAGAGAUGACAGGUCAAAAUGUGACAGAGUGCGUAGGAGGUGGACGUACCAUCACAUACGAUGAUUUGGGCUCUCGUUAUCACACCCAUUGUGAUCCAAGACUCAAUGCUUCCCAAUCUCUAGAACUAGCGUUUAAUAUUGCAGAGCGUCUUCGUAGAAGAAGAUUGGGAGCUCAACGUAAUCUAGGCUUUAACGCUCUCUAAGAAGUUGAGUAUGUCUCGAAAAUUUCUUGCAAAUUGAGUUACUUCAAUUUUGCAGAUAUAUUUAUUAAUAUCAAAAAAUAUGUAUGGUGACCAUUAUGCAAAACUCGUAGAGAUCAUGUUUUUUGAACAAUUUGAUUUUCCUGUUCUUGGAUUAAUGUUUGUAUGAUUUCAGAAGCUAUAAAUUAUAAGAUUUGUACUGUAUAAUUCACUUUUUAUUUCUGAAUAAUGGUGCUUCUCAGCAUGCAUAUUAACUUUAUUAGA